ACUAGCUACCGAACGGCGGCCCCUACUGACAACCAGCAGGUUAAAUAAGAGGAUAAAGCCAUGGCGUCCACAACAAUCUCAACAUCCACAAGAUUUACAUCCGCUUGAAACUUAAGAAUCUCAGCGUCUUUACUCAAGAAGGGAGACUUUAUUUUUAGCUGAACUAAAGAGCUCUGAAGAGCUAAGAGCUCCGCUUUACUUCUUAGCCCUAGCAACCUGGCUAAUAGAACUGUUGCGGAACCUGGGCUAGGUGUGUGUUAUGUUGUUAGCCACCUAGCUAACCAGCUAACAACAUCCUUCGCUUCCGUGUCGCCAUCAAACCGGAAGUUUGAAGAAAGAAAUAAAACAUAAAUUCGGGCAUGGCGACGGUGUCCAUCAGAGGCGUGUAUUUCAUCCUCACGCUCUUCCUGAGCAGUUUUUUUGGCAGUGUGUUCAUGUUGGGUCCGGCGCUGCCCUUCUUGCUGCUGUCUCCGGCCUGGUACCGCUGGCUUACGGACCGCAUCGUGGCCACCUGGCUCACACUGCCUGUGGCUCUGUUGGAGCUGGUGUUUGGGGUGAAGGUGAUCAUCACGGGUGACGGGUUUGUUCCCGGGGAGCGCAGCGUGAUCAUCAUGAACCAUCGCACACGUCUGGACUGGAUGUUCCUCUGGUGCUGCCUGCUGAGGCACAGCUACCUCCGUCUGGAGAAGAUCUGCCUCAAAGCAACUCUGAAAGCCGUGCCUGGUUUCGGCUGGGCGAUGCAGGUAGCUUCAUUCAUCUUCAUCCAUCGCAAGUGGGAGGAGGAUCAGAAUCACCUGGCCAAUAUGCUGGAGUACUUCUGUGAUAUUAGGCAACCACUGCAGCUACUGAUUUUUCCUGAGGGCACUGACCUCACUGAUAACACUCGCGCCAGAAGUGACGAGUACGCGGAGAAGAACGGCCUGCCAAAGUAUGAGUACGUCCUGCACCCACGCACCACCGGCUUCACCUUCAUCGUGGAACAACUCCGCAAAGGGGACAAUCUGGACGCGCUGCAUGACAUCACCGUUGCAUACCCUCACAGCGCCCCUCAGACGGAGCGCCACCUGCUGGCCGGCACCUUUCCGCGCCAGAUCCACUUUCACGUGCGUCGCUACCCGGUGUCCUCUCUGCCCGAGGAUACCACCGCCCUCCAGACCUGGUGCCAGGAGCGCUGGAUGGAGAAAGAAAAGCGCCUACGCUCCUUUUACAGCUCUGAGCGCUUCGACAAAGCCGAUGCCCGCGUCCCACCCUGCAAGAGUGAGCUGAGGGUGGCGGUGAUCAAAGCCGUGUCGCUGUGCUACUGGAACGCCUUCAUCGCCUUUUGCUUUCUGGGACUCUGGCUCUGGAUGCCUUUGCGCAUCUAUUUCCUGGUGGUGCUGAUUUUCUUCCUGGUUCAGCAAAAAGUCAUGGGUGGGGUCGAGAUGAUCGAGCUGGCGUGUCAUCAACGCCUGAAAAGAACAAAUGAUAUGCCAGGAAGAAAGAAAGACUGAGAUAUCUCUCUCUCUCUCUCUCUCUCUCUCUCUCUCUCUCUCUCUGUCUGUCUCUCUCUCGCUCUCUCUCUCUCUUUCUCUUUUAUUGAGCAGGAAGUGGAGCCCCCUUCUGGACUCAAGUGUUUACUGCACAGUGAACACAGCAGCUGGGAAGAGAGGGAGUGAUAAAGGAGUGUGCAUGAUUCCUUGCUGCCUGAUACAGGAAAAACUUAAUCUACAGUGCUGGAGACGUAUAAUUUUACAAUUUUCACUGUGUAUGAGGAAUAGAGUGUGUGUGUGUGUGUGUAUGUAAGUGUGUUUGUGUUUUGUGUAUUUUUAUCCACUUGAGUUCCUCCCACAUCUCACGCACCAAUAUUUCAUUUUAUGUGCUGACAUAUUUAUUUUGAUUAUCUUGGAGAUUUCCUUGCAAUUUUUUUAAAAGCUCAUUUCUUAUUUUUCUUUUUUAUCGAUUAGCUUUAAAGCUCUAAACUCAUAGCACAAAGCUGGCACUGAUAUUCGCCAGUGUCUCCUUGAUGUAGCCAACCAAAUUAAGGGGGGAAAAAAAAAGCACUUAUAGUUAAAUAUAUGCUUAUUUUCAGAAAAGAAUGUAACAACGCUCAUCUCUGGCUGCGUCCCAAACGUCUGGAUUAAACGGUGGAGGGUGAACGGCUUUAAACGCUUUUUGCACGAAACCAAAAUGUCGCCAUUCGGAGAAGUGCGGUUUUUCAGCUCGUUCUCAAGUACUACCUUAGUUAGGAGUUAAGAAAUGUGCUGUGACCAACAGCACCCAGGACAGCUUUAUAUACAAAUCUGCCUUAAAUAUACAUAUAUAUAUAUAUAUAUAUAUAUAUAUAUAAUAUAAAUAAAAGAUGGUUGCUAUAGAAUCUACAGAUAAAUACAAGUCCGCUUUUUUUUUUUUUUUUUUUACCCUCAUGCUGUUACGGAAACAUUUGGAAUAACACACAGCCGUGUAUUUGCACGUAGCCGCAUUGUGGACUGGUUUGUAAUUUACGUUAGAUCUGUAGCAUCAUUCGGGGUGGAAAUGGCUCCGUCCCAAAUGACUCCUCUGUUUUUUUUUUUUGCAUGCACGGGGUAGGGCUUGGGAUUUGGGUUUUGGUAGUUUAGUCCGUAUCAGUGCAUAAAGGAUGCAUGGAACAUUUGUUUCCUCAUAGAACCUAUGACUAGUUCACUAGUGCCCUUAGUAAAGGAAUUCGGAUCAUGUGAAGUUGUAGAAAUAAGGGAGCUUUCUUCUUGUUGCCCUAGCAAAAAAAAAAAUUAUAUAUAUAUGUAUAUUAUAUAAGGAUCUCACUUUCUACCUAGUGCAUAUGAAGCCAUUUGGGAAUGAAGCCAAUUGCUGGUUCUUUAUUAUUAAGGAAUAAUGACUACCACAUACGUUAGAUGGGGAGAAUCUACUUAUUGGUGUAUCAGGAUAUUUAGUGCCCUAGAAAACCAGCUCGGCUCUCGUCCCAGUACCUUUAGGAAGUAACUAUGUUGGUAUCGAGAUGUAACGUUUGGGACAGGGCUUAUGUGUGUGUCACAAAAAAUGCAAGGGAGGUUUUUGCCAGGAGUUUGACGCACGUCAUCGUUGUCUCAUGGAGGAGAGGGUUUCAUAGGACGGUUUUACAGGACCACACACACACACACACCUUAAGAUUUACCUGAUAUCUUUCAACAAACUAAUGUAAGCCCUCAUUUUUCUCACGUCAUGUGACAGUCCAUUCAAACUGUGUGUGUGUGUGUGUGUGUGUGUGUGUGUGUGAGAGAGUGAGGGAGAGACAUGUAACUCAGUGCUUGUCUUACAUUAUGUGCUCUUCAUCCAGGGAAAACAAAGAGUGUAAUGAGGUAAUGAUUGACAGUUGGACAUAGUUUACAUGUUUUACCAGUGCAGCACAUUUUAGAGCAAAAUCCAGCCACUGUGAUGAAGAAAAUUCUACUUGUAUGCUUUGCCAGAUAUGAUUUCUGAGACACUUUCAAUGGGGCCUGAUUGAUUACAGAGCUGAAAAUGCAUGUAUCAUCCAUAGUCCAACAGAUUUGCUUCAGUCGGGCUGAACAGCAACACUGAGAACAUGAUCACAGGCAUCAAAGCACUUCUUCUUAAACGCUCCCUGAUUUGCAAAUAAUAGCUGAGAUUGUGUGUAAGUCUCCUAUUAAUUGGUUGUUGGGUGAGUUUAAAAGAUUUGCGUAUUUUGAAGCCUGAAUGCAUCUUUACUCACACUCGGUGAAUGAGUAGAAAGGAUUUAUGAGGACUCACUAAGUCAGGAACGUAUCAAAGCAGGCUUCCUGUAGCAUGAACGCUUACUACACUCUACUCUUACUGUAUUAUUCUCAAACAACUUCUUACGGUUUUGCUCCAUCAACUAAAGAAGUACGUUGCAGGGCCGCAGCCGUCCGACCGAUUAUAAGUUACAGCUUGAAAAUAAACACUGUUCUCUCUCUCUCUCUCUCUCUCUCUCUCUCUCUCUCUCUCUCUCUCUCUCUCUCUCUCUCUCACACACACACACGAGAACACUAGAUAAUUUUAGCCUUUAGAGCUUAUUCAUAAUGGCAUAAUGUUUAUGAAUGUAACUUGCCUAUAGGACAUUACAAGUGCAUUAUAGGAAACAUGGGUCAGGUCUUAAUACACACAACUGUUCUCUUGUUAUUUUCUCCAUGUGUACGUCAUGUUCUUGCUUGCGAUUCUCACGCUAUCCUCAGGUACACUUACAUUUUCAGUCACUGUCGUCUUCUUCCCGCUGUUAAGAUCAAUGCUGCAAUAAAUAUCUACCUUUUAA
Molecule: messenger RNA, 4240 nt
Organism: Tachysurus vachellii
Lineage: Eukaryota; Metazoa; Chordata; Actinopteri; Siluriformes; Bagridae
Gene: lclat1
Product: lysocardiolipin acyltransferase 1
Exons: 7
Coding region: 360-1490 (376 amino acids)
Cellular component (GO): endomembrane system
Molecular function (GO): acyltransferase activity
Source: RefSeq, a predicted model, not a curated record